AUGCACAACCUUAUCAUUUCUGCAUCAAAUAUUACUAGGACUCAUACCACAACUAAAAUCGACAUAUAUUUUCGACAUUGUGAUCGUGUCAUGAUCCGAGGUAUUCGCGUAAUUAAACGCAUACGGCCUGGAGUGUCACGUGAUUGCCGGUACCGUCAUGUGGCUCCCAAUAUGUCUAUGGCUUUGCCACUGAACUUUUCAAAUUUUUUGCAUACAGGGGGAAAGCGUUCCAAAGCAGUUGAGCUUCCUACUCUGACGACAGUGGAGGAUUUCAAUCAUGUGGUGAACAAGCUUGUUCAGAAGACGAGUGGUGGAAAGAAUGCUAUCAAGACCAAGACCAAGACGAAGAAGGCUCGUCGCGGGGACGUCAGCACCAUGAGUGAGAUUUUGAAUAACCAAGAAUCUACAGUCCAAAACAAAAGUUUCCAGGAUUCGUUUAUCAGUGAUUCUAAUCCCUCUGUGGUGGACUCAUCAUCUCGCCCGGCUGACUCGGCACUUCCAACAGCCCUUCAGCAGUUGCUGAAUACAGCUCCUCUUACCUCAUCUCAACAACUAGCAUCUUCUGACCUGAUCGACAUUGACUCAGCCUCCCCAUCUAAGUUAAGAGAUCACGUGGAACACUUUUGCAUUACCCAACCACCAGAUAUCCUUCUGUCAUGUCUUCUUCAACUAAUCGCAUCACAAGCCUAUCAAGGAGCUCAGAUCACCCUCCAUUACCUUAUCGAACGAGCGCAUACAGAGAAAGACCUGUUUGAGAUUCUUCAACAGGCGUGUAUUGAGAUCUGUGGAGGCAAACAACUGCCAUUGUUCAGAUAUCUAAUGAAGCAAAACUCAUUGGUGGAUACGAGGAAGAACAUUUUACCCUUCUUUCUCAGCACGGCGGUGAAGUUAGGCAAGGAACAGGGACACGCAACGUCUGUGGAGGACUUGGUUUCAACGAACAAGAAUGAGGGGGGAGACAAAAACAAAAUCCGCAAGCUUGGUCACAUGAAGCUGUCUUCGCAACUAAAGGGGUUCUUCUACGACCGUCCAAACGACUUGCUGCAUCUUCUGGAAACCAGCCCCGAUCUGACCCACUUAGUAUCUGCCUACGUGAUGAUAUUCUCCACCUCACUCCUCUCUUCUUCCUACGUCGAGAAGCAACACCAUCUGUGGGAGAAGAUCUACCUCCAUCUAUCUCACAACGAACCACUUGAGUGGUACAUUAGUCACGAGCGGUUGCUAAGAGGCCUAUCUGCCAACUUCUGGGGAAACGUAAUUUCCCGAGGAAAGGCUCCUACAAUCAAACAAUUGCGAACGAAGAUCCGGAAACUGCCCCCAUCACAAGCCAUUUGGAUAGAAGCGACUUUGAUGACCAACGAACUGGCUCAUGCCAAUGCUUUAGUCGAAGCUAUGUUAAAUGAAGGCUUUUCGGCGACCGAGGAGAUCGGACAGCAUUUGGUGCGACUCUUUACUCGUGAUAUGGAUCCAGCAGACGCGCUAGAUGUCAUCGAUGACUUGCAUAAGCAGUACGGCUCCUACAUUUCAUUACAUACGACCUUUUUCAGUCACUGGUGCAGAACAAGGAAUUCUCGUGCUAUCAUGAGCAUGAUCAAGGUUCUAAAGGCCCGUGAUCAAAUGACCAGAGAGUUUUACAUUCAGGCGUUCCAAAGACUGCUCAAAAAUGGAGACUUCAGAGGAGCUCUCUACCUGGCAGAAAUAAUGGCCCGGGAUACGGAGACAUCUAAUCACAUUACUGCUGGCGAGUUUCUGUCUGCAGCUUUGUACCGAGGCCGACUGUCUAUUUUCCCCAAGAAAACAACCUCUGAUGUCUCCGGCUUGAUGACUGAGGGCUUGCGUUAUCAUCUGCACGUGGAACGGUUUGCUAAUUAUAUCAGCAAGUUCAAUGAAACACGUGAAGAGCCUACAACUCGACUGCCCGUUCACGUGACUCUGAGGUACCUGAACGAACUACAUAAGCGUGGUCUCUAUGCAUCUAUGGCUUGGUACCAGUACAAUCUGGAAAUGAUGCAAAUCUGUGCGCUGACUCAACCGGAGGUAGAGGUGUUUCUGCGGGGGUUGGCGAGACUUUUUUCACGUGAUCGAUACAUCUCUCUAGACUUCGACAAGGAGUUUGCCGAUAUUGUUCAGCAGAGUGAAGCUAUUGUGGAGCGGAUCAAUGACCGGAUUAGCAAGACAGGAAAAGGUCUGGUCGAAGAAGAAGAGUCCGCGUUUGCUUCAGAGAUGGAGCCUUUAUCUGCGUCCGAACCUCUUAUCAAAGAGCCCAACUCUGGUUUUUCUAACGACUCUGGUGUGCUUGAGAGCUCAGAUUUCCCUUCAGCCAACCCAGUGCAGCCCCCUUCAUACAACCAAGUCUUCUCUUCACCCUAUUUUCAAUUUGAAACAAUCAAGUGGGGUGCCAUCAAGAGCCCCAAAGAUCCAGGGUCGGGUGUACGCAUCCUCAACAUGCUUCGGAAAAACUCCAAGUCAUAUAUUCGAUCCUAUGUUGUCGCUGACGCCAUCCAACAUGUUGCUACCAAGCUCUACAUUUCCACUCCUCCUAGUUACCACAGACUGAGAUCUCAAACUAGUUUCAACAUGGUCGAGUUUCUGCAGCAAUGCGAGCGAGAGUGGAACAAGCCGUUGAAGUGGAAGAAAUGA
Messenger RNA from Yarrowia lipolytica CLIB122, 2640 nucleotides. RefSeq lists its product as uncharacterized. The record is from RefSeq and is a predicted model, not a curated record. Lineage: Eukaryota; Fungi; Ascomycota; Dipodascomycetes; Dipodascales.